Penicillium arizonense is the source of this 1008-nucleotide messenger RNA. Its product is annotated as NADP-dependent oxidoreductase. The record is from RefSeq and is a predicted model, not a curated record. Bases 1 to 1008 code for a protein of 335 amino acids. Gene Ontology annotation, molecular function: zinc ion binding; oxidoreductase activity. The transcript has a single exon. NCBI's taxonomy places the organism in Eukaryota, Fungi, Ascomycota, Eurotiomycetes, Eurotiales, Aspergillaceae.
AUGGCCCUCAAAACUACCAUGCAGACCCUCGUACAAAAAACCGCCGCCUCAACCACCCUAACCCUAAUUAACUCCCCAAUCCCAUCCCCAACCCCAAACUCCGACGAACACCUCAUCCAAAUAAAAGCCUGCUCACCCUGCUCCGGCGAACUUCUCUGGCCAAAGAACUUCCCCCCACCAACCGAGCGCCCCUUAAUCCCCUGCCCAGACAUGGCAGGAAUAGUCAUCUCCGCACCAGCCGACUCCCCCUUCCAACCCGGCGCGGAAGUCUACUCGCGCACUAAUUACAUUCGGCCGGGCAAUGCGCGUGAAUAUUCCAUUGCUGUUACUGAAGAGUUGGCGCGGAAACCGAAGGGACUGAGUUUCGUGCAGGCGGUUUCUAUACCGCUUUCUGCUAUGACGGCUUGGCAAAUUCUUUUUGUCCAUGCUUUCCCUACUGAGCAAGAGAUGGGGAUUGAAGAGGCCAAGGCUGUCUGGAAGGGGAAGAGGGUUCUUGUUACUGCUGCGUCUGGGGGUGUUGGGAUGUGGGUUGUACAAUUGGCGAGGAUGCUUGGUGCGGAGGUUAUUGGGACGUGCGGGAGUGGGAAUGCCAAUCUUGUGAGGGACCUUGGGGUUGGGGAGGUGCUUGAUUAUCGGAAGGUGGAUUUGAAGGAGUGGGCUGGUCAGGAUGGGAAUGCGGUCGAUGUUGUUGUUGAUUGUGUUGGUCGGCAGGCUCUCGCUGAUGCGUGGUGGACUGUUAAGGAUGGUGGUGUUGUUUUGAGUAUUUAUCAGCCGCCUAGGGGGGUUUGUCCAGCUGGAUUUGAGGGAACUGGCGUGAGGGAUGUGUUCUUUGUUAUGCAACCUGUUAGUAGGCAGCUGGAGGAGAUUACGAGGUUGGCUGAGGCUGGGUUGUGUCGCGGGAUAGUUGAUAGUGUUUGGCCGCUGGAACAGUUCGAGGAGGCGUUUAAGAGGUUGGAUGGGGGUCAUGCGAAGGGCAAGAUUGUGUUUGAUCUGGAGCUGAAUCGUUAG